AUGGUCGACGAGAACGACCCUACUCAUCAGAAUCCUACAAAGGACGUCGAGUACGAUGCUCAUCGUAAUCCUACAAAGGACAUCGAGUACGAUGCUCAUCAGAAUCCUACAAAGGACGUCGUUACUGCACAUCAGCAGAAUCCUACAAAGGAUGUCGUUACUGCACAUCAGCAGGUUACUGCCCAGGAGGAGGAUGAUGCUCAUCAGAAUCCUACAAAAGACGUUGAGGAGAACGAGGAGGUCGACGAGAACGACCCUACUCAUCAGAGUCCUACCAAGGACGUCGAGGAGAACAUGGAAUCAGACUACUACGAUCCUACUCAUCGCAGGAACGUGAAAUCCAACGGCUAUGAUCUUACUUAA
Penaeus monodon (black tiger shrimp) is the source of this 363-nucleotide messenger RNA. Its product is annotated as ring-infected erythrocyte surface antigen-like. Bases 1 to 363 code for a protein of 120 amino acids. Lineage: Eukaryota; Metazoa; Arthropoda; Malacostraca; Decapoda; Penaeidae. The transcript is spliced from 2 exons. The record is from RefSeq and is a predicted model, not a curated record.